GGCCGUCUACCGGGUGUCGCACAAAAGGGGAACUUAGACACGUUUUAUUUUUUAGUUUGUCUUGUGUCUGCAUACAUGCAGAUCUUGAAACAUUUUUACUUGGAUUUUCGUCUCGUAUUUAAAAUAUAUAUAAAGAUAGCAUACACAGAUUUUAUACACAUAGUUACUACUCAGAGUUUUUAUAACAGUUUUUUUACAAACAAAUAUAAACUACAUGUGUGCCAAUACCACAUUGAUUUUUCUGAUGAAAGGAUAAGAGAAUAAAAAGGCGCUUCGGUGACUUGCUAGCAAUGGAUCAACACUGGACUAAUUAUAUGUAGCAUUUUAAAAUCUGAAACAUCAGGAUGGCGAGCUGUCUGAUGGCAGAGAGACUGACUUUCAACAAUUGCUGUUGCCGAUGGUGAUGCCAAGAACAUGAACUCGGUGUAUUUCAAAGUUACUGUGGGAAUAAUACUUCUCUCCCUUGUCUUCAUAGCCGCGGUUUUUAACUUCUGGCAAUACCCGAUGGUUUUGAUGACGUAUAUCUCUGCUCCAGACUGGAGAGGUCGGGAAUCCCCCAACACCAUUCAAGUAAACUACAUGAAUGUCACCACCGAACCAGACGGCGAUAUACUAGUUUCAUGCCCAUCUUGCACAAGUCUCAGGACAAUUCAGUCUUUCAACACAACUUAUCGGUUGACGUCAUCAGUGACGCAACUCUCGACGUCAUUACCGACCCAGUUCACGACGUCAUCAGUGACUCGUCUCUCGACGUCAUCAUUGGCCCAGGUCACGACCUCUGCAGUGACCCAACCCACGUCUGCUAGCAGUACGACGCCAGCGGUCAGUGCUGCACUUAGCGACCUGCCCCUGUACGUAGUUGUGAAGGCGGGGGGUCUGAGAGGUCGACUCGGCAACCACAUGUUCAUCUAUGCAGCUCUGCUGGGUAUCGCAAGGAUUCAGAACAGGACUCCGGUACUGGAGGAAGGGAAGUCGCUGGCCAAAGUUUUUAGGAUCAACCACAUAGAGAGGAUCAACACGACUGGCUGGAAAAACGUAAACCAUCAAAGGUUUGGCGUCUUUGACAAAACGUUCAUGAACCUACCCAAUGAUAACGUGACAAUCACAGGGUUUUUUCAGUCGUGGAAAUUUUUUGUUCACGUUCAGGACGAGAUUCGACGAGAGUUUACGUUCCAUCCAAACAUCCACGAGAAGACAACCCGUUUCUACAACAACUUACGUCAGAACAACACGGACUUGACGUUCAUUGGUGUUCAUGUGAGACGAUCCGACUUUUUAGCUUCAGGGCAUAUCAAAGCGGGGUAUGGUGUACCGCAGAGGUCAUAUUUCAUGAAAGCGUUCAGCUACAUGAGAGAUAUCCUGUCGAACAACACAAUGUUUCUGGUCGCCACGGACGACAUGGAAUGGUGCAGGAAAAAUCUCAACGACUCAGACGUGAAACUGUUAGAGCCGGACUCAGCAGAAAAUCACAUGAGUAUUUUGUCUAGGAGCGAUCACGUGAUAAUCUCUGGUGGAACUUUUGGCUGGUGGGCGGCGUGGUUGGCUAAAGGUUUCACGAUUUACUUUAAAGGUUUCCCCAUCCCAAAUUCGAGACUGUCUCACGACUUAAAUAGAAAGGAUUUUUACCCACCUAGCUGGAUAGCCUUAGAUAACUAGACUCAGCUCUCUAAAAAAUAAAUCAUUAGC
Physella acuta is the source of this 1686-nucleotide messenger RNA. RefSeq names its product galactoside alpha-(1,2)-fucosyltransferase 2-like. Gene Ontology annotation, cellular component: membrane. The record is from RefSeq and is a predicted model, not a curated record. Gene Ontology annotation, biological process: carbohydrate metabolic process. NCBI's taxonomy places the organism in Eukaryota, Metazoa, Mollusca, Gastropoda, Physidae. Gene Ontology annotation, molecular function: galactoside 2-alpha-L-fucosyltransferase activity.